Gavia stellata (red-throated loon) is the source of this 1317-nucleotide messenger RNA. RefSeq names its product lipase member M. The transcript has 10 exons. The record is from RefSeq and is a predicted model, not a curated record. Bases 106 to 1317 code for a protein of 403 amino acids. Gene Ontology annotation, molecular function: hydrolase activity, acting on ester bonds. Lineage: Eukaryota; Metazoa; Chordata; Aves; Gaviiformes; Gaviidae. Gene Ontology annotation, biological process: lipid metabolic process.
GACGCUGUGCCACAUCAAGUGGAAAUAACCAAUUUGUUGCAGCUCUCAACUCUUCUAUAGUGCCACAAAAAUAUUCCCAAGUGAGCCCGGCUAGGAAGGAGCACCAUGAUGUGGCUGUUCCUAACCAUCGCUUAUUUAAUGUGCAUCAGUGAAAAGUCAGAUGCGAGCCCCGAGGUGUCCAUGGAUGUUGGUGAAAUUAUCCGCUACCAUGGGUACCCCUAUGAGGAACAUGAAGUGGUGACAGACGAUGGCUAUUACCUCACCGUGCAGAGGAUUCCUCACGGCAGAGACAACCCGGGAAGCAUGAGCACCUCCCAUGAAGCAGAGACGCAGCGUUCCAGCAUGUUCUGUCCCCCCCCAAAGCCUGCGGUCCUCCUGCAGCAUGGCCUGGUGUUGGAGGGAAGCAACUGGGUUACGAACUUGCCCAACAGCAGCCUGGGCUUCAUCCUCGCUGACGCCGGCUACGAUGUCUGGAUUGGAAACAGCCGGGGGAACAGCUGGUCACGAAAGCACAAGGAGUUUGAGUUUCACCACCAGGAAUACUCAGCUUACAGCUUUCAUGAGAUGGCCAUGUAUGACCUUCCAGCGACGAUCAACUAUAUUCUGCAGAAAACUGGACAGGAGCAGUUAUACUACGUGGCUUACUCUCAAGGCACCACCACAGGUUUCAUUGCGUUUUCUUCCAUUCCCGAGCUGGAUCGCAAAAUCAAGAUGUUUUUUGCCUUGGCUCCUAUCACCACAAACUCAAAUAUGAAGUCACCCUUGAUAAAGGUGUUUGACCUUCCCGAGGCGCUGAUUAAGCUCAUUUUAGGACGCACGGUGGUCUUUGAUAAGGGCGAGAUCUUGCAGCAAGUGAUUUCCAGUCUGUGCAGCUACUCCAUCUUCAAAAGCUUUUGCUCCUUGGUCCUUUACUUGCCUGGUGGGUUUACGAACAGCUUAAAUGUGAGCCGCAUAGAUGUCUACCUGUCCCGCUACCCUGAUUCAACAUCCCUAAAGAACAUGUUACAUUGGCGUCAGGUCUAUCUAACAGGGGAAUUCAAACAUUACGAUUACGGCAGUGACAACAUGCUUCAUUACAACCAGACCAUACCUCCCUUCUAUGAGCUGGAAAAUAUGAAAGCACCACUUGCUGCAUGGUAUGGUGGCAGGGACUGGAUUUCAGCCCCCGAAGACGUAAGCAUCACACUGCCUCGUAUAACCAACGUGGCAUACAAAAAGUACAUUCCCGAAUUCGUCCACUUUGAUUUCCUCUGGGGUAUGCAAGUGUAUGAACAAGUGUACAAAGAAAUUCUUGAACUGAUGGAGAAAAGCGCCUAG